CAGAGGCCGCGACGUCCAAUCUCGGAAAGCGAGAAGUGCGCGUGCGCAGGAGCCCUCGUUCGCAUCACGGGACGAGCAUGCGUCGGAAGUACGGAAGAUCUGAGACCCAAACAGGGGACGAUAACACGCAAGCGAGCACGCGCGCUGACGCAAGAGACGGAGCGAUGAAGAAUCAUAAGUCUUUGAAGGCGCUGAGGCUUCGGCUUGUGGGAGACUGCGCGUGCGCAGUGAUUCGACUCGCGCGGGGUGGACCCUAACAAUUUAAGCGGUCUCGAAGUGGAAUCUGGGAUCAUGCGCACUGUAGUUCACUUUGAGCCCAGCUGGGACUACCGGUCCCAGAAGUCCUCGGGGCGGCCAAUCAAGUUCGCGCAUGCGUGGUGACGCAUGAGGGAGACAGUUUGUGUGCGCGGCCGCCGCCGAUCAAGCUUGGCUGCCUCGCGCCGGGCCCUUUGGGAGGCUGUCCUCCCUCCCCGGCCCUCCCGGAACUCCCACCUUCCUAGCACCCCCCCGCCUCAGGGCCCCCCGUUUCCCCUAACCCCGAGGCCGCAGGUGUCAUGGUGGGCUCCCACCUAGACAUGGCUCCAGCCCCGCCCACCGAGGGGCCCGGGGAGCAGGCGGGGCCCCCCGCGGGCCCCCCGCCGGCGCCUGCCCAGUACGAGUGCGGGGAGUGUGGCAAGUCCUUCAAGUGGUCGUCGCGGCUGCUCCAUCACCAGCGCACGCACACGGGCGAGCGGCCCUACAAGUGCCCCGACUGCCCCAAGGCCUUCAAGGGCUCCUCGGCCCUGCUCUACCACCAGCGGGGGCACACGGGCGAGCGGCCCUACCCCUGCCCGGACUGCGGCAAGGCCUUCAAGCGCUCGUCCCUGCUGCAGAUCCACCGCAGCGUGCACACGGGCCUGCGCGCCUUCACCUGCGCCCAGUGUGGCCUGGCCUUCAAGUGGAGCUCCCACUACCAGUACCACCUGCGCCAGCACACGGGCGAGCGGCCCUACCCCUGCCCGGACUGCCCCAAGGCCUUCAAGAACUCGUCCAGCCUCCGCCGGCACCGGCACGUGCACACGGGCGAGCGGCCCUACCCCUGCGGCGUCUGCGGCAAGAGCUUCACCCAGAGCACCAACCUGCGGCAGCACCAGCGGGUGCACACGGGCGAGCGCCCCUUCCGCUGCCCGGCGUGCCCCAAGACCUUCACGCACUCCUCCAACCUGCUGCUGCACCAGCGCACCCACGGGCCGGCCGCGGCCACGGCCUCCGCCCACCGCUGCGAGCCCUGCGGGAAGGUCUUCGCCUCCGAAGCCUACCUCCAGCGCCACCUGCAGACACACGCCUCCGAGGCCCCCCCUCCGCCGCCGCCCCCGCCCCCCCCUCCCCCCGUGGUCCCCGAGCUCUUCCUGGCGGCGGCCGAGACCACCGUGGAGCUGGUCUACCGCUGCGGGGGCUGCGAGCUGGCCUUCGCCAGCGAGACCCUCCUCCUGGAGCACCAGCCGUGCCCGGGGCCCGGGGUGGAGGCGGCCGCGGCCCAGCCUGCCCCCUUCACCUGCUCGCCCUGCGGCAAGGCCUUUAAGACGGCCGCCGGCCUGUCUCGGCACCAGCAGAGCCACGGGCCGGCCGCCGCGGCGCCCUCCUACCGCUGCGGCGGCUGCGACCGGGCCUUCCCCCAGCUGGCCAGCCUGCUGGCCCACCAGCGGGCCCACGCCGAGGAGGCGGCGGCCGGGCGCCCGCUGCCGCAGGCCGAGGCGGCCGAGGUCACCUGCCCGCAGGAGGCCCCGGCCCCGGGCCCGGCCCCGGCACCACCGGGCGACCGGCCCUACAAGUGCGCCGAGUGCGGCAAGGCCUUCAAGGGCUCCUCGGGGCUGCGCUAUCACAUGCGCGACCACACGGGCGAGCGGCCCUACCCCUGCGGGGAGUGCGGCAAGGCCUUCAAGCGCUCGUCCCUGCUGGCCAUCCACCAGCGGGUCCACACGGGCCUGCGCGCCUUCACCUGCGCCCAGUGCGGCCUGACCUUCAAGUGGAGCUCCCACUACCAGUACCACCUGCGGCUGCACUCGGGCGAGCGGCCCUACCCCUGCGCCGAGUGUGGCAAGGCCUUCCGCAACACCUCCUGCCUGCGGCGCCACCGGCACGUGCACACGGGCGAGCGGCCGCACUCCUGCGGCGUCUGCGGCAAGAGCUUCGCGCAGACCUCCAACCUGCGGCAGCACCAGCGGGUGCACACGGGCGAGCGGCCCUUCCGCUGCCCGCUCUGCCCCAAGACCUUCACGCACUCCUCCAACCUGCUCCUGCACCAGCGCACCCACUCCGCCGAGAGGCCCUUCGCCUGCACCGUCUGCGGCCGGGGCUUCGUCAUGGCCGCCUACCUCCAGCGCCACCUGCGGACGCACGCCCCGGCCCCCCCGGCCGCGGCGCCCCCGGCCGCGGCCCCCGCCGCCACCCAGGACGUCCACGUCGUGCCCCACCUGCAGGCCACCCUAUCUCUGGAGGCGGGGCCCGGCCCGGCCAACCCGGCCAACUCACAGACCUUCCUGCUGGUGCAGACGGCCCAGGGGCUCCAGCUCAUCCCCAGCAGCGUCCAGCCCCCCAGACCCACGCCGCCUCCGCCCCCACCGGCCCCUCCCAAGGUCAUCCUGCUGCCCGCCUCCGGGGCUGGGUCCCAGAAGGGUCCGAAGAACGGUGGGAGGGCAGACCAAGCGCCCGGGAUGGUCUGGCUCCCCGGUCCCGGGCCGGUCGGGGGACAGGGAGGUGGGGGCAACGUCGCCGGAGGCGGGGGCCAGAGCCUCAUCGUCCUACAGAGCGUGGCCGGCGGAGAGGUGGGGCCGCAGGACACCGGCGGGGUUCGGCUGCAGUCGCUCCGGCCGGCCCAGGAAGUCACCACGGUCCAACUACAGCCCGCCCAGGAAGUCACCACGGUCCAGCUGCAGCCCCUCCAGCCGGCCCAGGAAGUCACCACGGUCCAGCUGCAGCCCCUUCAAACGUCCCAGGAAGUCACCACGGUCCAGCUGCAGCCCCUUCAAACGUCCCAGGAAGUCACCACGGUCCAGCUGCAGCCCCUCCAGCCGGCACAGGAAGUGACCACGGUCCAGCUGCAGCCCCUCCAGCCAGCACAAGAAGUGACCACGGUCCAGCUGCAGCCGCUGCCCCCCACCCCAGAUGUCUCCCUGCAGCUCCAGCCAGUGGCCGGCCCACUGGCCAGCCCCGGGGGGUCCGGUGGGCCGGCAGAGGGUCCCAAUCUGUUUGUGGUGCAGGGCGGGCCGGGGGACGAGCUGCUGGCUGGCCCCGGGCCCGGGGGAGAAGGGGGCUCGGGCGAUGGGGGCGGGGGCGGCGGAGGGGCCGUGGUUCAGGAUGUGCACUUCGAGACCCUGCAGACGGCGGAGGGCCUGCAGAGCGUCCUGGUUCUGAGCGGGGCCGAUGGCGAGCAGACCCGGCUCUGCGUGCAGGGGGUCGAGACCCUCUCCCCGGGCCUGGCAGAGUCGUCCGCCCCGGGCCCCCAGGGUCAGAAACUUCUCAUUAUCCGCAGCGCCCCCUCGGCUCCUUCGGACCUGGUGGAGAGCGUGCCGGGCCCUCCCCUCCAGCUGUUGGCCCCUCCACCCAGCCCGGCGCCCGGGGCCGCCCCCGGGCCCAGCCCACAGGUGGUCCAGGUGGUCCCUGGUUCGGGGCCCGGGCCCGCGGGUACGGCUGGCCAGCCGGCUUUGCCUUCCAUUCACAUAGUGCAGGCCCUGCCGGCCGUGCAGCUGGUGCACACCUUCUGAGCGUCGGCCGGCCUCCGCCUCGGCCUCGGCCGGGGGCCCAUGUACCAAUAAAGAGAGAUCUCCUCCGCCCCUCUCCCCUGGUCGUCUUCAU
This is a messenger RNA of Sarcophilus harrisii (Tasmanian devil), 3834 nucleotides long. It is a transcript of the gene ZNF628, whose product is annotated as zinc finger protein 628. The coding region runs from base 555 to 3743 and encodes 1062 amino acids. The transcript has 2 exons. The record is from RefSeq and is a predicted model, not a curated record. NCBI's taxonomy places the organism in Eukaryota, Metazoa, Chordata, Mammalia, Dasyuromorphia, Dasyuridae.